CUCGGUCUGAUCCUCUUGUAAUAAAGAUGACUAUUUUGAAAACUCACUCAGUUUGACAGCGUACUUUUCGAGGUAAACACUUGAUCUCGGCAAGAGCGGACACAUCUAGACAAGUGUUGGUUUUUUUUAAGUGUGUGUUUUGAAUGAACUUUAUUAUGGCCUUCGAAGACAGAUCGAGUCCGAACACGGCUACAAGUCCACGCAGUGACACCACACAGGCGGCGAUAAAUUCGCCCAAUUCACCGGAAUCGACAAGGACUUCGCCGUACACUUGCAUGACUAUUUCGCAGGAUAAUUCUAGGAGUUAUGUCAGCAGUCCUUCGACGUCGCCGCAUUAUGUUAUACCGAAGGUUGAGCCUGAGAGGUCCUUCUUCAGAAUUACUUCUUUUGCGUUGUCGAGUCCUAAAAGGGAAAUGGAUAGGCAGUCACCUCAAGACUACAGUUACAGAUCGCCCUCGCCAUCUGACAGUGUUUCUAGCAGAUCUUCUCCAGCAAUUCAAAAUGAACCCACAAUCCAAACUCUAAAAUAUUCGAUCACCAACAUACUGAAACCGGAGUUUGGGAAAAACGCAAUAAAAACGAAAACUAGUCCAAAAAUUAACUUUAAGCCAUACGAAGAAGAGGAAAAACCGUUCCCCGUGGCCCCGUUGGGAAGUCUAUGCCAAACUGUGUCUCAAAUAGGACAGACAGCCAGAUCGCCCGAACCAAUCCCAAGAGCGAAAUCGCCAGUUAAAUUGUUGCCGAAUCCAGAGGAUGUGAAAAAGUCCGAUGUUCCGCAAUUGUGGCCCGCUUGGGUUUACUGCACCCGCUACUCAGACAGACCUUCAUCAGGUCCACGUUCUCGCAGAGCAAAAAAACCGUCUACUUCGACCACCACAAAGGCAGCACCAAGUGAAGAUAAAAGGCCUCGUACGGCUUUUUCCAGUGCCCAGUUGGCUCGUCUCAAGCAGGAGUUCAACGAGAACCGUUAUCUGACAGAAAGGCGAAGACAGCAGCUCAGCGCUGAAUUGGGUUUGAAUGAAGCUCAAAUUAAAAUUUGGUUCCAAAAUAAGCGAGCCAAAAUCAAGAAAUCCUCCGGACAAAAGAAUCCUUUGGCCCUGCAGUUGAUGGCGCAAGGAUUGUAUAAUCACACUACAGUGUCCUGUGAUGAGGACGACAUGCCCAUGUCCUCGUAAUUAAUUGUUGUACAUAUUCAUAUCACGAUCUCGAUUCGAUUCUAGUGUAUUUAUUUUAUACAAAUUAGAUUUAGCGACAUGUAAAUAAUGUAUAGUGUAGAUAAAUUAUAUCAUGUAUCCGAUACGUACGCAUAUAAAAUAAAUAUCGCUCGCAUGGCCAUUGAAACCAAACAAAUUCAAUUUGUCACAACCAAAAAGUUUAAUCCGAUUAUUCGAAAAAUAAAUGUUUCAAUGAUUACCGCGUUCGAUUUACGAUGUUUACAUAAUAUUUAUGAGCAUGUAGGAAUUAAUUUUUGCUGUUUUAUUUAUUUAUUAUGAAGCCUUCGAAAUAGACUGACUAUAAACA
Brassicogethes aeneus is the source of this 1521-nucleotide messenger RNA. The record is from the annotation of a GenBank genome assembly. Lineage: Eukaryota; Metazoa; Arthropoda; Insecta; Coleoptera; Nitidulidae.